Molecule: messenger RNA, 2184 nt
Organism: Synchytrium microbalum
Lineage: Eukaryota; Fungi; Chytridiomycota; Chytridiomycetes; Synchytriales; Synchytriaceae
Exons: 6
Coding region: 1-2184 (727 amino acids)
Biological process (GO): ATP synthesis coupled electron transport
Cellular component (GO): membrane
Molecular function (GO): iron-sulfur cluster binding; NADH dehydrogenase (ubiquinone) activity
Source: RefSeq, a predicted model, not a curated record
AUGUUGAACAUUACUAGAGUUGGGACGCGACUGGCCAGGUCAGCACGUUCAUUCACAUCGACCGUGCCCCGUCGCGCCGAGAUAGAAGUCUUUGUUGAUGGACGCAGUGUCAAGAUUGAAUCUGGGUCGGCAUUGAUUCAAGCGUGUGAAAAGGCGGGAGUUGACAUUCCUCGAUUCUGUUACCAUGAACGACUAUCUGUAGCUGGAAACUGUCGUAUGUGUCUGGUAGAAGUUGAAAAGUCACCUAAACCUGUCGCAUCUUGUGCUAUGCCUGCAAUGCCCGGAAUGAAGGUCAAGACCAAUACCCCAAUGGUCAAGAAGGCAAGAGAAGGUGUCAUGGAAUUUUUAUUGGCAAACCAUCCUUUGGAUUGUCCUGUCUGUGACCAAGGUGGUGAAUGCGACUUGCAAGAUCAAUCGGUACGAUACGGAUCCGACAGAUCCAGAUUCGUCGAACCUCUCGGUAAACGAGCUGUCGAAGAUAAAGACUUGGGUCCACUCGUUAAAACGAUCAUGACAAGGUGCAUUCAUUGUACCCGUUGUGUCCGAUUCUCAAAUGAAGUAGCUGGUGCUACCGAAAUGGGAUCAAGCGGUCGUGGUAAUGACAUCCAAAUUGGUACCUAUAUCGAAAAGACGCUAAACACUGAAAUGUCGGGAAACAUUGUGGACUUGUGUCCUGUCGGUGCAUUGACUUCCAAACCUUAUGCGUUUACUUCUCGACCGUGGGAAUUGAAAAAGACAGAAUCCAUUGAUGUAUUAGAUGCCGUUGGAAGUAACAUUCGUGUAGAUUCACGAGGUGUAGAAGUCAUGAGAGUACUACCUCGUUUGAAUGAUAGCAUUAACGAAGAAUGGAUUGCUGACAAGACACGAUUUGCAUAUGAUGGAUUGAAACGACAACGAUUGACUACACCACUUGUACGUAAAGGUGACGAGUUUGUACCCGUCAGCUGGCCUGAAGCCAUGACCAAGAUAUCCGAAGCCAUGAGUAAAGUAGAAGGUAGCGAAAUGAUGGGUGUAGCAGGUCAAUUAGCCGAUGCUGAAUCAAUGGUCGCCUUAAAGGACUUGUUGAACAAACUAGGUUGUGAAAAUCUACGAUUGGACGCUACCAAUUUUGAAAAGUUGCCUACAGGAUUUACAGAUUUACGAUCUAGCUAUCUCUUCAACACCACCAUUGAAAAAGUCGACGAAAUCGAUGCUCUAUUAUUAGUAGGCACCAACCCACGACACGAAGCUCCCAUCGUAAACGCCCGUAUUCGUAAAGCGUGGUUAAAUAAUGAACUUGAAGUAGGUAUUGUAGGUGCUGCUCCCAAACUCAAUUAUGAAUUCGAUCAUGUGUCUGAAGAUCCAUCUGGAUUGGAGGCCUUGAUAAAUGGUAAUCACGCAUUCUUUGAGAAAUUAUCAAAGGCAAAGAAACCAAUGAUUAUGGUCGGAUCUGCUAUAUUGGAACGUGAAGACGCUGCUUCUAUACUGGCUCAAGUAGCUUUGCUGACUCAAAAGCUGAAGGCAAACAUGUUGACCAAGGAAUGGAAUGGUUUGGCCUUCCUUCAACGAGCUGCAAGUUACACUGCUGCGUUGGAUAUUGGCUUCCAACCAUCUGGAAGCGUAUCGUCUUCACCUAAAUUCAUCUAUCUCUUGAAUGCUGACGAGAUUGUUGCCUCUGAUAUCCCCAAGGACGCAUUUGUAGUAUACCAGGGCCACCACGGUGACAAUGGAGCAUACUAUGCAGAUGUCAUCUUACCAGGAUCAGCGUAUACCGAAAAGAGCACGACCUUUGUAAACACUGAAGGUCGAACUCAAACUACUAGAGCAGCUGUACCACCACCAUCAGGUGCUCGUGAUGAUUGGAAGAUUGUCAGAGCCCUAUCUGAAGUUGUAGGCGUACCAUUACCAUAUGAUAGUAUAUCAGAAGUUAGAGAUAGAAUGGGUGAUGUUGCUCCUGGACUGGUGACUUAUGAUGUGACUCAAUCCUCUGUCUUUACUGCUCUUGCCCUCAAACAAAUGUUGGCUGCUGCAAAAUCUAGUCCAAGUAAUGGUAUGACUGCUCCAGCUUUGGAAUUGCCAAUCAAGGACUACUAUUUGACGGAUCCUAUCUCGAGAGCUUCAGUUACCAUGGCUAAAUGCUCGCAGGCAUUCACCCAUCAAAACUAUAAACCAAAAUAUAGUUCUCAAUGGGCCAUAGCUGUGUAA